AGAGGUGCCGGUCACAUCCGAACGAAGAGUAAUUUUGUAAAAAUGCCAUUUUCCGCCAUUGGUAAUUACCAAUUAGUUUCACAGAUAUAUCAAUACAAGAAGCAUCGCAUCGCCUGCAAUGUUAAAGUUUUGCCGACACUUGUGACCCAUUUUGAGCGGGAACCGAAAAAUGUUUUCCAUUGGAUGACAGGGGAUCGCUGGAGCAGGAUUGAGAGUGGUCUGUGGCGUGUGUUCGAAAACAUUAAGAACUGGGAAGAUGCCAAGAAGCUAGACACCAAUCUCCUUAUUGACCACAUCAGUGUGCGCAUCCAGGCCACCGAUAAGCCUCAUCCUGCAACGCUCAGCCUUCUGGCCGGGACGGAACUGUCAUCUAAGGAUCUCAGCCUGGACAUCCAGCUGCACUACAAUUCGUACGAGGAUAAAGUCGCGGACGUCAUUCCAACCAAGCGCAAACAUGCCACGGAGGCAGUAACCAACGGUUCCGGCGUUAGCAUCACUUCCAACAAAAGCGGAGUAACCAGCUUGGAUUCCAAGCCAAAAUCUGGCUUAAAAGCAAAGCCCAAACACAUCGAUGCCGAUGAUGAUGAUAACAGCCCUGCCUUGGAGACUCAGCCACCAUCCAAGAUCAAGCGCGAACGAAGAUCCAUUUCCCAGGGUGGCGAAAAAGAAAAGUCUUCCAGCCGCACCAGCUCUUCUCGGCAGGGAACCCACAUGAAGAGAUCCCAGAGCCCAGUACAAAGAAUUUCCAGAGCCAGCUCUGUCGAGUCCAAACCAGCCCGCCGCUCCGGCCGAUCACCUGUUCGCCCAAGCCGGUUUAAAAACUUCGUAGUCGGUGACACAAAGGUCAAUAAGGUCAAAGGUCCCAAGUCCAAGAUUCAACGUGUUUCCCCAUCGCCUGCCAAGGAGCUGAAAGUGGAGCAGAUGGAUGGAGCCAGGUUCGAUGCCCUGCAGCGGUUGGACAGCAUGCUGGACAUGCCCAAGCCACGACCUGUUAAGAUUCUGCUCUUGGAAAAUAUGGGCGAAGACGAUGUUAUGAAAACUUUUGAAAACUAUCGUUCCAACUUCGACAAGCUGUUCAAGGAGCGUGAGUUUAAGCCGCGAACCACUAACUAUAUGAACAUUGAUCACAUGGACGUCAUUGACAUACUUAGUAAGACCAUCCAUCAGAAGAUGCUUAAGAGACUGGGCGAAGUUUACAGCAGUCGAAGCAAUCACACAUCACUGCUCAUAAACGGACUGCUCCCAUUGUGGAUAGUACGCCUUUUUAUGGACACUUACAAACUGUCCCAAUCGGAGGCCGUUCAGCAAAUCCGGGACCAAAUGAAGUACAACUCAUAUCUUAAGGCCUUGAACAAUGAGCCACUAAGUUCCGACUUUGAUGACUGACCUUAGUCUUUUUUCAGGAUGUCAAAUCACAUCGCAUUUCAUACUUAUUAGAUAAAUAGACCAUUAUUAUAAUUAUGUUUCCCCAUGAACGAAUGAAUACCUGAUAAAUUUCA
Messenger RNA from Drosophila eugracilis, 1499 nucleotides. RefSeq lists its product as uncharacterized. Bases 43 to 1386 code for a protein of 447 amino acids. The transcript is spliced from 7 exons. The record is from RefSeq and is a predicted model, not a curated record. Lineage: Eukaryota; Metazoa; Arthropoda; Insecta; Diptera; Drosophilidae.